AUGUCUGCAGGAUCUGAUGCUAGGAUCUAUAGAUGCACGUUUAUUAAUAAGGAGGCAGUGAAAAAAGUUAUAUACAGAAAAUAUUACAGACAUAAAAAGAUAGAUACGAAAAUAAGAAAAUUAAGAGUAUCUAAUGAAAUUAAAUUUACAAAAAAGUUAGCUAGUUUAAAUAUUGAUGUUCCAUAUAUUUAUUUUGUUGAUGCUAAGGAAAAAAGUUUAUAUUUCGAAUAUGUGAAAGGAUGUACUAUAAAUUUCAUAUUAAAAAAUAUAAAAGAAUAUGAACCCAAAAUACCUAUAUGUAUAGGUAUGGUGUUAGCAAAAAUACAUAAUGGUAAUAUCAUACAUGGAGAUUUUACUACAUCAAAUUUAAUUUUAAGAAAUUCUUUUAUUCAACAAAAUAAUUUAUUAGAUUUAAAGAAUAAUAAUUUGCCAUAUAAUUUUAGUGACUUGGAAACUAUCAAAUUGUGUGUUAUAGAUUUUGGAUUAUCUUUUUUAUCAUCCUCAAUAGAAGAUAAAGCUGUCGAUUUGUUUGUUCUCUUAAAGACAAUCAAAAGUUUUCAUAGUGAAUUCCCCUCUUUGGAGGAAGAUAUUCUUGAAGGAUACAAAAUGAAAUCUGACAAUGUUAAGGAAAUUUUGAUAAAAUUAGAAAUAGUUAAACAGAGGGGAAGAAAAAGACCUAUGGUUGGAUGA
Plasmodium adleri (nom. inval.) is the source of this 690-nucleotide messenger RNA. Its product is annotated as EKC/KEOPS complex subunit BUD32. Gene Ontology annotation, cellular component: nucleus; cytosol; EKC/KEOPS complex. The record is from RefSeq and is a predicted model, not a curated record. NCBI's taxonomy places the organism in Eukaryota, Apicomplexa, Aconoidasida, Haemosporida, Plasmodiidae. Gene Ontology annotation, biological process: protein phosphorylation. The transcript is spliced from 5 exons. Bases 1 to 690 code for a protein of 229 amino acids. Gene Ontology annotation, molecular function: protein serine/threonine kinase activity; ATP binding.